Molecule: messenger RNA, 1506 nt
Organism: Lodderomyces oxycetoniae
Lineage: Eukaryota; Fungi; Ascomycota; Pichiomycetes; Serinales; Debaryomycetaceae
Product: 17-beta-hydroxysteroid dehydrogenase-like protein
Exons: 1
Coding region: 1-1506 (501 amino acids)
Biological process (GO): glucan catabolic process
Cellular component (GO): cell surface; extracellular region
Molecular function (GO): glucan endo-1,6-beta-glucosidase activity
Source: RefSeq, a predicted model, not a curated record
AUGCAGAAGGCGUUUUCUAAGCUAAAGUUGAAAAGUAAAGGGUCCAAUAUACCUGAUGCUGCGCCAGCAGUUGAUUCAGGUAAGGAACCGUCAAUAGCACAAAUCUACCAAUCGAGAUUGAAUUAUGGUGUCAAUUUUGGUUCUAGUUUUGUUUUGGAAAAAUGGAUUUUCCACGAUUUGUUUGCCGAGACCGGUGGAGAUACCGAGCUAGAUGCUGUUUCCUCGCUUGUUGCUAAGAAUGGGGUUAAUGACACGAGAAGCAAGUUUGAAAACCAUUGGAACAAUUUUGUAACCUCUGAGGAUUGGAGCUGGUUGGCUGACAAUCAAGUUACAUCGAUUAGAUUGCCAAUUGGAUAUUGGCACGUUGAUGGUGGCAGUUUUACUAGUGGUUUCAAGUUUGAAAAAUUCAAGCAAGUUUACUCCAAUGCUUGGACUAUUAUCAAGCAAAAGUAUGUUGAAGUUGCAUUGCAGAAUAAGAUCUCCGUGAUCAUUGAUAUCCAUGGUCUUCCAGGUGGCGCAAAUAACGCGGGCCACUCUGGAGAAUCGGGAUCGGGAGAUUUCUGGUCUGAUGAGAAAGCUCAAGUAUCAAUGGCUAAAAUGAUGGGGUGGAUUGCAAAUGAUUUAAAAAGUUACGAAAACAUUGCCGGAAUUCAGGUUGACAAUGAAGCAGGGUUUGCCAAUCCUGCCAAGAAACAAGAAACCUAUUAUGCUGCAUGUAUCAGCGAGAUAAGGAAAAACAAUAAGCAAGUUCCUGUUAUUAUCUCCGACGGCUGGUGGCCAGACCAAUGGGUGAAAUGGGUACAAGACGAACAAGGCGACGACGGAUAUAUUGGUGUUGUUAUUGAUGACCAUGUUUACAGAUGUUUCUCCGAUGCUGAUAAGGCCAAGUCACCUCAACAAAUCAUUGAUGAUCUUAACGGUGAUGUAUUGACCAACUUAACUGAUAAUGGUAGUGGUGCCGAUUUAAUGGUUGGCGAAUGGUCAUGUGUAUUAGACACCCAAAGUUGGGAAAAGGCAGGUGGAUCAAAUAGAGAUGAUGAAGUUAAGAAAUAUGGCCAAACACAAUGUAAAUUAUUUAACGAAAGGGCAUGUGGAUCUUAUUUUUGGACUUUUAAGUUCCAAUCUGGUAAUGGCGGUGAAUGGGACUUUAAAACCAUGACCGAUAAGGGUGCAAUUCAACCAUUCUCCAGGCCAACAAAAAAACCAUCAGAUGAUCAAUUCCAACAAGCCUUGGGUAAUGCUUACAAUGGACAUGUAGAUUACUGGAAAAAGCAAGACCCCAAUGGUAAGUACCAGCCUGAAUUGUACAAGGAUGGAUUUAGUAUUGGUUGGAAAGAUGCAGAUUCAUUUGCCAAGUUUAACGGGUCCAGAAUUGGUAGAAAGGAAGCUCUCAAACGUGCCAGACUCCAAGAAGAAAUUUCUUCAAAGGGAUCACUGAAAUAUGAUUGGGAAUGGAGCCAAGGGUAUGACGAGGGAGUUAAACAGUUUUACAAUGCUAGUAUCUAG